AUGGAUGGUUUUGUUAAGCUAUUGGACUUGCUUCUUUUCAUCUACUUCUUCUUCAUGGCCAUUGUUGCACCACUCUUUGAUGGUCAAACUGCCCUUCCUAAACACAUAUUUCACCCUGUGUUGGUUGACCUAAAGAGCUGGUACACUCAAGAAUGUGGUGAUUAUUUGGUUUCUGAGAAACCCCAUUUCUUUGUUGGGUUAAUCUGGCUGGAGCUUCUCUUUGCUUGGCCCAUCUGCCUCCUUAGUCUUUAUGCCAUUGCAGCUGGAAAAUCUUGGAUUAAAACUACCUCCUUGAUAUAUGGUGUUUCCACUCUCACUUCAACG
Solanum stenotomum is the source of this 324-nucleotide messenger RNA. RefSeq lists its product as uncharacterized. The record is from RefSeq and is a predicted model, not a curated record. The annotation marks the transcript as partial. Gene Ontology annotation, cellular component: endoplasmic reticulum. The transcript has a single exon. NCBI's taxonomy places the organism in Eukaryota, Viridiplantae, Streptophyta, Magnoliopsida, Solanales, Solanaceae.